UUGUGCCCGGCUGGCUUCAGGGGGCCUCCGGGUUGGGGACGGAAGGGACGUGGGAGCCGCGCCUGGGACCUCAGAGGACGUAGUGAGGCGCGCGGCUAGGAAUGAGAGUUCCUACCUGAGCGCUGCUGCGGCCAGGCCGAGCGCUGUCCGUCCCGAGGUCGGGGCUGAGGAGGUCUCUGCCGCGAGGGCCCUGAACGCCAGCCCGACUGCUGCCACCCGCCUCAAGCUGGCCGGGCACGAAGGGGACGCUUACUGACUUCAUCCUCUCCCAGUCUGGGGAACUCUUCAGGGCCCUUCCCUUCAUCUCUCCGUCCUCAUUAGUCCACGCUCACCUCCAGGGAACAGUUACCGUUUCUCUUAGCUGAAGCCGCCCCCCCCACUCCCACCCCUACUCCGGUGUCUGCAAGUGGCAGCGAUCGCUGUUCACCUUGCAUCAGAAGUGGAAGCCAGAACACCUUAUCACUACCUUCCUGCUCCAGCCCAGCCACUCUCCCAAGAGCACGAGAGACUGCCUCCUUGCUCCCCUCUGCGUCUAGCUUAUCAGACUUUCCAGGGGUUAAUGGUCAUCUAAGGACACUUCUUUCCACGAAUGUUCCUUCAGAGUCUGCGAUUUGCUGUUGCUAGACCCGCAUUGCUGGCCAGACAUGUUUAGAACUCAUCAAAAUGACAGAGCCAGAAAGAGAGAAGAACAGUUAUGGUAACAUGAAAACCCUGGACAUUUUACUAUGGAAAAAGCAACAGGGUAAUAGAAAGGCCAGUAUACUAAAGUCUGGAUCUUUGCUCCAGUUCAGGCUUGUGACUUUGGGGAAUACAGUGAGUAACCUGAUUAUGAUCAUACCUCCAAUUUUUGGUGCAAUUCAGAGCAUUAGAGAUAGACUGGAAAAACGGUACAUUGCUGCUUAUUUAGCACUCACAGUGGUAGGAAUGGGAUCUUGGUGUUUCCACAUGACUCUGAAAUAUGAAAUGCAGCUAUUGGAUGAGCUCCCCAUGAUUUACAGCUGUUGCAUAUUUGUGUACUGCAUGUUUGAAUGUUUCAAGACAAAGAACUCAAUAAACUACCAUCUGAUUUUUACCCUAGUUCUAUUCAGCUUAAUAGUAACCACGAUUUACCUAAAAGUAAAAGAGCCUAUAUUCCAUCAGGUCAUGUAUGGAAUGUUGGUCUUUACAUUAGUACUUCGUUCUAUUUAUAUUGUCACGUGGGUUUAUCCAUGGCUUAGAGGACUAGGUUAUACAUCCUUGACUAUCUUUUUAUUGGGAUUUUUAUUGUGGAAUGUAGAUAACAUCUUUUGUGAUUCACUGAGGAACUUUCGAAAGAGAGCACCCCCUAUCCUAGGUGUUACAACACAGUUUCAUGCAUGGUGGCAUAUUUUAACUGGCCUGGGCUCUUAUCUUCACAUCCUUUUCAGUUUAUAUACAAGAACACUUUACCUGAGAUACAGGCCAAAAGUGAAGUUUCUCUUUGGGAUGUGGCCAGUGGUCAUGUUUGAACCUCAGAGGAAACACUGAUGAAUUAUUCUACCAAGAAAACAAAAAGCACCUACUAUAGUUCUGGCAAGAUGGUCAAGAAGUCCCCAAAGACUUGCAUAUUCAAAGACACCAUGCCCAUCACCAGAGAUGAAUGACUCAGCCACACAGAGAAUGAGCAAUUGGUCUGUUGGCUGCUUAGCUUCUGGCUUUAUCUCAUUUGUCCUCGACCUAAGAUGCUUACAGAGAAGCAGAUGGGGUAUAUAUUUAUAUUCUGGAAUGGUGGAGAGGUUGGGCUUUUCUUAACAGAUUAACAGUUUGUGCUGGUCAUUUAUGGAAAAUUAAUAUUUUUAAUUUUCUUUUUUUUUAUAAGAGUUGCAUGUUAAUUAUACCUUCCAUAAUUUUUGAUUAAAUAUUGAACAAAGUCACUAAGGACUAGUAAAAUGCCAUAUCCACAUGGCUGACUAUGUGCCAGCACUUAGCUGUGUCAGCUUUGAUUUAUAUUAUUAUAUAACCUCACAGGUGGUUUUUUAAUAUUAAAAAGAAAAAGAAAGACCUGAUAGUUGAAUUAUAGGUAGCUCCUCACUUUCUGCCCUGGUGCUAGCUUGAGUGCUGUAAGCAAACUCUGACCUGCCAGUGAGUGGGCUCUGUUCUUACCUCCAAGAAUUUGUCCCUGGCUCUGUGGCUCUCAGCCAAUCAAAGGGGCGGGCCCUCUAUUAUCCCUCCAGAAGCUCUUCCAUGGCACCUGUGGAAUGUGUGUAGCCCCUUUCACCAGUUAAAGUCUGUUGUUUUGCUUUCUUCGAUCUUCAAGUUAUUUUUAUUUUUAUGUCUAGCAAAUUUAACUGGUGGUCUGGUCUACCUAUAUUCUGUAUGCCAACAGUUUAAGUGAAGUUAUUGGGGAAAGUUGUACAUUUUUUAUUUUUUGCAUUAUGCAGUAUUUUCCAGUUCUCAGAGAAGUCAUGGCUAUACUUAGGCACAUAUACCAGGAUAAUUACAAGUAAAAUGGUCAGGACUAUUUUGCAUAAAGCUUAUUAAAAUAUUUGCUCCUUCAUUUUUUUGAAGAAGAAGAAAUACAAGUGUUGAAACAGUACUGACUUACAACUUUUACCACAUCUAGAACUUAGAAAACUAAGUAAUAGUCAUAAAAUAUCACUGUGAGGCAGAUAGUUCUAAUUUGGACUUGAGUGUAUAAGAAAUUGAAUUGAUUGUCACAAACAGUAAAUGAAGGAUCAUAUAUUUAUUGAUUGCAUCCUGAGCUAUGGCUUCACAAGAAAACUAGCGUUUUUUUUCUCAUGCAAAAUUGAUAAAAACAAACAGCUUUCCCAUUUUUCCAAUAUUCAUUAACUAGCCUUAGCCUGUCAGGGUGAUGCAUGCCUUUAAUCUCAGCACUUAAAAGGCAGAGACAGGCAGAUCUCUGUGACUUUAAGGCCAGCCUGGUCUGUAUAGUUCCAGACCAGGCAGAGAUAAAUAGUGAAACUUUGUCUCAAAAACAAAACAAAAAAACCUGUUUAGUAUGUUUUUAAAACCAGAAAUGUUUCCCAGAAUGCCAUUAAACAAACAUACCUUUUAUAAAAACAAGACAUGCCAACACAUAAAUCUUAAGAGAACCUCAGUUGUACUUUGAUUUUAGGUCAGACUCCAGAGUACACCCACUGAGAUGCCCAGGUUCCUGUGUCCUGGAACAAAUGUUGGACCAGAGACAUAUGGGUAGUGGUGGAAAUAGAGAUCUUUUACCAGGAGAGGAGUGGGCCCAAGGACUGACUGGCAAAGGUCUAAGGCUGAAAGGCCCUUGGCCAACAGUUUCUACCCUUUAUAGCACAUUUACAUAGCUCCCAUCUUUUCUGGCAAUUAGAGAAGGUAGAGCUUUUUUUUUUUUAAAGCAUGCUGUUUCUAGUCUUCCUUUGGAAUUUUUGUGUGUGUGUGCGUGCGUGCGUGCGUGCGUGCGUGCGUGCGUGCGUGUGUGUGUGUGUGUGUGUGUGUUUGCCUCUAGAACUUCCUAUUGGCCUACCUCACUUUACUCCAUCCUCAGAGCUGUGGUCUCAAAAAUCUUUCUUAGGGGCUAAAGGGUAAUAAUCUAUUUUGUAUAAUUUCCAUGCUGAUGAGGAGUGUAGUCCUUGCCAAAGAGAGACUACAAAGCUCUCUUCCUGUUGUGUCUGUUGGUUGAAGGGAGGCUUUGAAGUUUUUGUUGGGAGUUGACUUGAAUCCCUAUAUCAUAGUGAGUUAAGUUUGAAACUGUCAUAUCCUAGAAAAACACAGAUUUUUACAGGACUAAAAAAUGCAAGAAUUUGGGCUAGAGAGAUGGUUUAACCGUUAAGAGCACUAAUUGCUCUUGCAGAAAACCUGGGUCUGAUUCUCAGUAUCCACAUGAUAUCCCACAGCCAUCCAUAGCUGCAGUUCUUAAGGAACUAACAACCUCUUCUGACAUCUGCAGGCAUAGACACGCAAGUGGUACACAUACAUAUCUGCAAGUAAACGUCAAUGCACCUAAAAUAAAUAAAUCUAAAGAAAAGCUGUCAAUGCAAGAAUAAUGUGAUUAUGCCAAUCAGUGACCCCAGAAAGGACCAAAGUCCGGAAAACCAAAGCUAUGUUUUGUAAAUUGUUCCUGAUAUGAUCCUUUAGACUACUUUGGGAAAAAAAAGACACACAAAAUCACAACUGAUGGUUAUACAUUGAGAUCAUGACAAAAUACAAAAGAACAAUUUUUAUGAAAAAUCCACUAAUAGGAUAGGUUAAAGGAGGGAAGAUGGGGUUGGAUGGCGUUUGUAACCACUGAGUACCAACAGUGCCAAAAGAAAAAGAAAGAAAAAAACCAAAACAUAAGAUAAUUAUAGAUAGAUUUAUAAUAGAGAUUAUCUUUGCCUUUAAGAAGUUAAAGCUUCCUGUUUGUUGUCUGAAGAGGUCUUUAAGUCCUUAAACCUUUUAGUAGCUUAUAGGUGUAGGUGGCCUUAUCUUCAAGGUUUUUUUGAGGCUGUGGAUACUUGGUUCUUAUGGACACUGGUGCCACUUUUUAGAAUGACCUCUACAGACUGUAUCCUGUCUCCAAACAUCUAGUACCCUUCUUUAACCAGAUUUAAUACCCUGUCAGAUACCGUAUAUUGUCUUUGCCCAGGAUCUCCAGAGAAAUAAGAUUUUUAGCAGUGCACUAAGUUGUAACCAAAAUAAGGGAGACUUUCCUUUUCUGAUAAGACUUAAUCAUAUGUCCUUUUUAUUACAUACACAGUAAGUAUACCCAGUCUGAUGUUAUUGUUUGAUGGUAUUAUAACUCCUAUAAUUUUCAUUAUGGAAAGGAAAUUCCAUUUAAAGUUCUUUGGCAAACAUAUCCAUCAUUCUAGAUGUAUCUCAGCCUUACCAGAAAUUGUGCAUACAUUACUUGUACACUAAGAGCACUCUUAUAAAAGGAAUCAUUCCAGCUGAAGAAUUCUAACCACAGCAUCCAGAGAAUUGAGUCAACAUAAAGCAUUUUGAUGCUGUUUUAUUUUUGUUAUCCUUGACUUUUAAAAAAUUGAAAUAAAAUUUUAAUCUUUUCCAGAA
This is a messenger RNA of Mesocricetus auratus (golden hamster), 4995 nucleotides long. It is a transcript of the gene Acer3, whose product is annotated as alkaline ceramidase 3. NCBI's taxonomy places the organism in Eukaryota, Metazoa, Chordata, Mammalia, Rodentia, Cricetidae. Gene Ontology annotation, cellular component: endoplasmic reticulum membrane. The transcript has 12 exons. The record is from RefSeq and is a predicted model, not a curated record. Gene Ontology annotation, biological process: ceramide metabolic process; phytosphingosine biosynthetic process. Bases 664 to 1506 code for a protein of 280 amino acids.